Molecule: messenger RNA, 3534 nt
Organism: Triticum aestivum (bread wheat)
Lineage: Eukaryota; Viridiplantae; Streptophyta; Magnoliopsida; Poales; Poaceae
Product: LRR receptor-like serine/threonine-protein kinase EFR
Exons: 2
Coding region: 29-3337 (1102 amino acids)
Biological process (GO): protein phosphorylation
Molecular function (GO): protein kinase activity; ATP binding; protein binding
Source: RefSeq, a predicted model, not a curated record
UGAUAUAUCCACCUUACGUACCAACACCAUGGUCUGGGCAUCUGUGCAUACUCCUACUCCUAGUCCUCUGUUUUUACUGUUAGCCAUCCUCCUCUUGUCACGAGCAGCUUUGAACCCCAUGUCAUCUGCAACUGCAACACUAGCUGAUUACAGCACCAAUACAACCAGAGAUGCUCUGCUCUGCCUCAAGUCCCGCCUCCACAGCCCCACCCGAGCUUUCGCCACUUGGAACGACGACACCUCACCAGAUUUCUGCAAUUGGCACGGCGUCACAUGCACAACAAAGACAGGGCAACAACCCCUGCUGGUGGCCUUGGAUAUUGAGGAGGAAGGCCUCGCCGGUGAGAUCCCGCCCUGCAUCUCCAACCUCACUUCCCUGGUAAGGAUCCACUUGCCCAACAACCAGAUCUCCGGCCAUAUCCCGCCGGAACUUGGCCGUCUCUCCGGGCUCCGGUAUCUCAACCUCAGCUUCAACAUCCUCGGUGGCACCAUCCCUUUCAGCCUUGGUAACCUUCGCAACCUUUCGUCUCUAGACUUAGGCAACAAUCGGUUUUCCGGCAAGAUUCCGCCGCUGCUCGGGAGCUCCCCGGCGACAGAGUUUGUCAACCUCCCCAACAAUCUUCUAUACGGAGAAAUCCCACAAUCACUAGCAAAUAGUUCCUCCCUCCGUUACAUUUCUCUUGACAACAACAGCAUUCAAGGGGCUAUCCCUUCGUCCCUGUUCAACAACUCAAUCAUCAUGGAGAUACACCUUUCGCACAACAAUCUUUCUGGUGCAAUUCCACCUUUCAUCAUGUUCCCUUCAAAACUCACCUACCUAGAUCUCUCCCAAAACAGUCUUUCCGGACCCGUGCCAUCGUCGGUGGCAAACCUCUCGUCCCUUACCUCACUCGACCUCUCGCACAACCAGUUGCAAGGAUCCAUUCCAGAUUUGGGUAGACUUGCAGGGCUACAAAGACUCGGUCUCUCCUAUAAUAGUCUGUCAGGCAUAGUGCCACCCUCCAUUUACAAUCUGUCUUCAUUGAACGUUCUUAGACUGACAAGCAAUAACCUUGGAGGAACACUGCCUUUUGAUAUGGGUAACACGCUUCCUAACCUCCAAACACUGAGCAUGGCUGAUAAUCAUUUUGAGGGAGACAUCCCUGCCUCACUACAAAAUGCCUCUGGCAUGGUGUAUAUCCAUCUAGCCAACAAUUCUCUAACUGGGGUGGUUCCUUCUUUCAGCUCCAUGCCAAGUUUGAAGUAUGUAAUGUUGUACGCAAAUCACCUAGAGGCUGGAGACUGGACAUUCUUCUCCUCUUUGGCGAAUUGUACACAGCUGCUGAAACUUAAUGUAGGUGACAACAACUUGCGCGGGGAUUUACCAGCAAAUUCCAUAGCAAAUCUUCCCAAGAGCUUGACUGCUCUGACUCUCCGGUCAAACGACAUCUCUGGCACCAUCCCCUUGGAGAUUGGAAACCUCUCAAGCCUUUCCAUGCUCUAUCUUAAUACUAAUCUUUUGAUGGGGUCUAUACCUUCUACCAUUGGUCAGCUACGCAACUUGGUUGAGCUUAGCCUGUCACAGAACAAAUUUUCUGGAGAUAUUCCACCUUCCAUUGGCAACUUAAAUAAACUAGAACAACUUUAUUUGCAAGAAAAUCAAUUGAGUGGAAGCAUCCCUGAAAGUUUAGGAAGCUGCCAGAAGUUGUUGGCACUAAACCUUUCCUGUAAUGCCCUUGGUGGAAGCAUGAGCGGGCAUAUGUUGAGCAGGUUGAGUCAACUGAGUUUGUUACUAGAUUUAUCCCACAACCAACUCACAAUGUUCAUACCACUAGAUAUGGGUAGCUUGGUAAACCUUGGUUCCUUGAACAUCUCUCACAACAAUCUCAUGGGCAGAAUCCCAUCCACACUCGGUGCAUGUGUCCGGUUGGAAGCGCUUCGUGUAGAAGGGAACCUCCUGCAAGGAAGCAUUCCGCAAUCACUAGCAAGCCUCAAAGGCAUGCAAGUGUUAGAUUUCUCCCACAACAACCUAUCUGGUACAAUUCCGGAGUUCCUCGAGACCUUCACCUCGUUGCAGUAUUUGAAUAUGUCCUUCAACAACUUGGAAGGACCAGUUCCCACCAGUGGAGUGUUUGCUAACACAGGUGGUAUUUUUGUCCAAGGAAAUCCACACCUUUGUGCCAAUGUUGCAAUACAAGAGCUGCCAAGUUGCUUUUCUUCAGCAUCCACAAAAAAUCACAAGUUCGUUCUUCCUAUGUCGAUAGCUCUGUCAACUCUCGUUGCACUUGCUUUGAUGUUGGGGGUGUUCAAUUUUCUGUUGAGGAGGAGAUACAAACCCAGUGAGAAAAUUGGACAUUCAUACAUGGAAUUGAAAAGGAUAACAUAUGGCGACAUAAACAAAGCAACAGACAGUUUUUCUCUAGCCAACGUAGUCGGCUCCGGGCAAUUUGGGACUGUCUACAAAGGUUGCUUCAACGCGAAAGAUGGUACGGUUGCGGUUAAAGUCUUCAAGCUCAAUCAGGAUGGCGCAUUGCAUAGCUUCAUUGCUGAGUGCAAAGCACUGCAACACAUCCGCCACCGGAAUCUCGUGAAGGUUAUAACCGCAUGCUCAACUUAUGACUCAGUGGGAAAUGAGUUCAGGGCUCUAGUCUUUGAGUAUAUGGCCAAUGGAAGCCUUGAAGACCGACUUCAUAACCACCAGUGUGGUGGUUUGAGUUUGGGCGCAAUGAUAUGCAUAUCAGUUGACAUUGCUUGUGCUCUUGAAUACCUACAUAACCAGUGCAUCCCACCGGUUGUUCACUGCGAUCUGAAACCAAGCAACAUACUUUUUGACAAUGACCAUACUGCACAUGUCUGCGACUUUGGUCUAGGAAAGCUAAUUCAUGGAUGUUCAUUUGGAGGGCAGAGCGGCACAACAAGCAUAAUUGGGCCAAGGGGAUCUAUUGGGUACAUACCUCCUGAGUAUGGAAUGGGCAGUGAAAUCUCAACCGAGGGCGACGUCUACAGCUAUGGCAUUCUUCUUUUAGAAAUGCUAACACGGAAACGACCUACUAAUGAAGAGUUCAGUGAUGGCUUGACGCUCCGCAAGUAUGUAGAAGCAUCACUUUCACGAACCGAAGACAUUCUUCAACCCAGCCUUACUUGGGAGACGGGAGAUCAGCGUGUUGAUGAUAUCCCAAAGAUGAAAGAAUACAAGACACUUGCACUUAGUUAUGCUCUCCGGCUCCUGAAGCUUGGUUUGUUAUGCUCCACAGAAUCACCAAAAGAUCGUCCAGCGAUGCAUGAUGUCUACAGUGAAGUCAUAGAAGUAAAAGAGGCAUUCUUCUCUAUGGACAACAAAAGCAAAGACCCUAAAUAAUGAAGGCAAAGACAGUCGACAAAGAUGAAGUUCGUUGCUUCGACCACAGCAUGACAACAUGUUGCUAUCUUUUUCCUCAAAAAAGAACAUGUUUCUAUCUUUUUUCCUUUUCUGUAAGCCAAUAUGUUUGGCUCGCUGUAAUAAUUUGAUUGCAUACACUCCCAGUGAUGGGUUUCUAAUGGGGAUUUUUUUUUUGA